This is a messenger RNA of Callorhinchus milii (elephant shark), 3506 nucleotides long. It is a transcript of the gene faap100, whose product is annotated as FA core complex associated protein 100. Gene Ontology annotation, cellular component: nucleoplasm; Fanconi anaemia nuclear complex. Gene Ontology annotation, biological process: interstrand cross-link repair. The record is from RefSeq and is a predicted model, not a curated record. Bases 1 to 2691 code for a protein of 896 amino acids. NCBI's taxonomy places the organism in Eukaryota, Metazoa, Chordata, Chondrichthyes, Chimaeriformes, Callorhinchidae. The transcript is spliced from 9 exons.
AUGGCGAUAGCGGCGGCGGGAGGGCGAGGAGGAGCCUCGGCCCGGGUCAGGGUGGGGGUCCGGGGCCCCACCACCGCCACCCGCACCGCCACCCUGUGCAACGGCUCCCGGUGUGUGUACGUUUAUUACCCGAGAGACGGCGAGUGUCAGCGGGUAGUUUACAGGCUACCCAAUGCUGUGUGGCAUGUGGAGCUGGAUUGGAAACAAGAGUGGCUGUACGUGUUGUGUGCAGGCAGUGGGAUAUACUGUGUAUCUUUAAACCACCAGACUAGUCCCGAUAAAGAGACGGACCAUCUUAAACCGAGUGAAGAUGCCGCACAGUCACGGAAAGUCGGUGGAUGUCACGUUCCCCUCGUCCACACCGUCGGGGCCGAUCGCUGCCUCUCUCGGGACUCCGAGCUUUGGUCUUUCAUCCUGUCUGACGAUGUUCUUGUGACGGUGGCUAAGGAGGGUAUGAACUGGAGGAUCAGCACCCUUAGGCUCCCAGCGCUUGGCUCCGAGCUUCAGAAGAGCGGUAGAGUUGAGGAAACAAACGUUGCCUUUCACCCCAUUUUUAAAAGUAACUUGCCCGGCUGUGAAGAGCGGAGCUCCGUGCCAGUGUUCUGCUGUGUGUACCCAGAGACUGCGACCAACCCCUGGCGAGGGGAAGGAAGUGAUGCUCAUUUCUCCCUCGACUCGUCUCUGUUCGGCCUGCUGUUUGGUGUGGACGCCAGCAUGGUGAACGCCCCCAUGAUCCUCUGCGGCUUGCCUGACGGCCAACUCUGCUGCUUCUCCCUCAGGCUGGCCGGCUCUGCUCACACCCGGGCGAGUCACGGCAGGUCUGAGGUCAAAGGCCAGAUGCGGGUACUGCACCACCUCGAACAACCAGUCGUUUACAUCGGGGCCCUCGCCUUAAAGCAGGAAGUGGAUACUGCCAGAGAGACAAGUUGCAACUGCGUAGUGGUGGUUGGGAAAGGCGGCAAAGUGGUGGUCAUCAAGCCUAACCCGCAGCUGGAGGCGGUGCAGGCUCCUGACUUUGUCGAAUACCAUCUCCGUGGGCCUAUCGUCUGUGCCUGUUGCUGCGCCGACGUGCUUUACUACAGCACGCGCUCUGAUCUCUUCAGCAUCGAGCUGGUUUGCAGCAGGAGCCCUCCUUCCCCUGGCGACAGAGUGACCAGCGACAAGAGUGGCCCGGGCGGUGCUGCUGCUCUGCCUUCCGUUCUGACCCCCGUCAGCCUGAACGUUUGUGGGGUUUUAGCUGUCUCCGCACCUCUUCUAACGUCUGAAGGUGAUGUAGACUUGGUAGCGUUUACAGAGAAAGGAAAGGUGAUGGUGAUCACUUUGCCCCACAGUCCCGGGGAAGCCCAAAGCACAAAAUUCACUGCAGCAGAAGCAGGGCAGCGGAUAAAAGAUCUCCUCUCGGGCAUCGCUGGUGUGUCUGACAGAGUCACUUUGUUGAAAAGCACCGAGAAGCAAAAGGACAAGGCUUUGAAAGGACUGAACCAGGACUUUAACAUAUGCUGUGCGCUGCUGGGCAGACGGGAGAGCCAGGGAACGGGAGUGACCACGCCUUGCAAACGGCCAGUCACCUGCCGAGUCACUGUCCGGUGGGACCGUUUGCUGCUGCAAGAUUCUUUGGUUAUUUCCUGCACUUUAGAGAACCUGAGCGAUUGGACUCUGGAGCACAGGUGGACGCUCUGCGUCAAGAUCGUUAGCCAAGCUCGCAAUCUGACUCCAGGGUGUGACCGCAAAGCCAUUACUUAUACUUUUCCCAUCAAUAAACUUCCACCAAGCAAGAAGAUGGAGGUCACGCUUCCUCUGAAAUCUGGGACGGACGGCACUGAAGCACUUCCUGCAUCGGUUCACUGCUUCCUCCACUACAGCCUGAAGUGUAUUCUGGGAAAUGGGCCAUCCACGUCCCGUAAUUCUUUGCCCCGUGGCCUUGAUGUGUCAGAAAAGGAGGGCAUGUGCUUGCCUCUGGACAUGCACACUGUUGACUUGUUGGACUGCUUGCGCAUUCGCGAAGGGGCUGUGGAUGAAUGGGCUCCUGCCCACCACGUUCACCAUCACCGAGCUGCAGACACACUGCAGACCUUCCUACAAUCUUUUGCUCGGCCGGGGGCGAGCGGCUUGAGGGGCAGGGAUGUGGCAGGCAGUGACGGCAUGUCCGCAGGCCCUCUUGUGGCUUCCAUCAAGCUGUCUACAGAUGUGGUGAAGGUUGGCCUGAAGGAGUUUUGUGCAGGAACCACUGUGGCACAUGCUGUCCUCCGGUGGCUGCUUUCUGCUAAUUCUGAGAUGGAAGCCACGAGGACACAACUAUCGUCCGUCGUGAAUGGCACUGCACCGGACGGCACGAGUGUCCGGUUACAAGCAAAGGAGGUUGUGGUCGCUGGUCUCUCCGCUGAGGGACCGAUCAGUGCUGUGGAAAUUGAGAUGACAUGUUCGUCACUGACUGUGUUUUGUUUCUUGCAUCAAGCGGUUACACGACGAGUCCAGGUGCUACUGACACGUGCUCCCUGUAGUAUCUCGCUGCCUGGCCUUCAAGUUCAAUCUCUCAGACAACUGGUACACCACGCAGAGACUCUACUUAAAGAGGUGCAGUCGUUGCGUGACAGGCUGUAUCUCGGGGAGGAAGAGAAUCGGAUUGAGACCGCGAACAAACUUCUCCAUGUCUACUGGCAACUGAGAAACACUGAUCUGGUCGCUGUGUAAUGGAGCUGAACCGUUAACCGAAUUGUCGCAGUUUUCAGUGGAGAACAAGAUGUCCAUGACUCAGAAGCUCAAAAGGCUUGAGGUUACUGUUUGGCAUUUCACAAUCAUUCUCAUUGCUGGGUUAUUUGAUACGCUGAGGUAAUGUAAGGUACAUGGUGGAGCAGGAUGGUGUGUUACUGUGCAGGACUGUGGUUGGCUGGUCUGAGAAACGGCUGAUUCCAUUCACAAGUCACGCGCAUAGAAACAAUGGAGCAAACAGUCACAUUCAAUCUCGUUAUUAUAGAUCUCUCAUCUCUGGUUCCAGAGGUAAUUUGCUGCAUUUUAUAAUUCAUGAUCCAAUGAAAGUGAAUUUGCAUCACUGCAGGAUCUGCCUUCUGGUCAGUAAUACAGAGCUCACUUUGAGGAGCCUGGAGCACUUUUAGGAGCCUGGGAUUCAAUCUCCUUCUGAGCUACAGCCUGCAACCGUUGCUGGAUUGUCUAAUGGAACUGACUGGACCGUAUGGGUUUGUGGACGUGAAAUUGUCUUGACCCUCUGAUUCCAGAAUUCUGCACAAUAAACAAAAGGUCAAACAUGUAGUGUGAGAGCAUUGAUGAUCCGACUGUUGUUUGGGUUUGUUUAAUGGUUCAGAGUGAUCGGCGCCAUAAUAUGGGCUACAAUUGGUCCCGGGUUAAGAAAUAAAAGGACAGCCAGGUUUCCAGCCUUUAACUGCUCACCUGUGUGUUAAUGUUGAAUGACGGACACGAUGGGCCGAAUGGCUUUCUUCUGUGCUGUAAAUUUCUAUGAUUCAAUGGAAUAAAGACUGGAUUCCCAUUGA